Messenger RNA from Symbiodinium sp. CCMP2592, 3924 nucleotides. The record is from the annotation of a GenBank genome assembly. NCBI's taxonomy places the organism in Eukaryota, Dinophyceae, Suessiales, Symbiodiniaceae.
AUGCGCCUCGGCGCCGGGUGCCAAUGUUGCGCCUUGGUGCUUUUCCUCUCCGCCAUCGACGCAGAUAUUGCGUCCGCGCGCAAGUUCAGCGGCCGCGCAUCACUAGGCCCGGGCCAGGCCAAGGUUGUGGCCAAGUUCUGCUUCGACUUCAAUCCAAACUGCCACGAUGGGACUCCUUGCACGGACCCUCCGGGAAAGCUGAGCUUCCAGGUCUCUGGCGCUCGUUUAGCCCAGACAACCGGGGUGGUGCUGCACGAGGUCAAGCCGCCUCCAAAGAUUUCCGUGGCACUCCUAGACGACGAGUAUUUCUCCUUCCCGGAGGUCUCGCAGGUCUGGGGAGAGGCGAACUGCACAGACGUGACUCGGGCGGCCAAGAAGGCCUACCCGCUCGACUGGCACCGUAUCGCCUCGGAGGAGGGCCUGUCGUUGGACACCGCCGUGGUGGAAAAACUGCGACCCCGGUGGUGGUUCGUUGCCCUCGUCUCGUGCUCCAGCCACAGCCUAGAAAUGGGCUACAGCUUUCAAAUGCAAAAUCCUCUUCAAGGGGACAACGCGCAGUUGUCCAUGGAUGAGAUAGGCAUCGUGCCAGUGUGCUUCUUCGCCUUCUUUGGCUUUGCUGCCUUGGCUGUGCUACACACCAAGUCUGUUCUCGAAUGGUCGGAGCGCAACGGAGCUCCCAGUGGUGCACGCAUUCUGCAGGCGGCUGCACUCUUUUGCACCUUCGGGCACCUUGCAUGGCUGGAAUUCUUCCGGGAGUAUCGCGGCUCAGGAGAGGUGCCAGAGACGCUUGCCUUCGUGGCACGCUCCUGCAUCAUCGCGGGGAAGACUCUGCUGCAAGUCCUGCUGAUGCUCCUGGCGCAGGGGGAUUGCGUCUGCACCCCUGGAAUUUCCUGGUCUCGACGUCGGGAGAUGGUCGGUGGCAUGGCGGUGUUUGCCUGUUUAGGCCUUUGGUUGGAGCUCUGGGGGGACCGGGAGGCGAGCGGUAGCCCGAUCGAGUACAUGUACGACACCCGGCCUGGCGUGGCACUCAUUGCCAUUGAAAUGAUGUGGCUCUAUGCCUACGUCUCGAGGUGCUUGCAGACCUGGUCCAACGAGACGCGGAUGCGCCCGCGGCACUUCUACAAGCGUUUUGCUUCGGUGCUGAGCCUCUGGUUUCUGACGCUGCCAGGAGCGGCCGACGCGAUCCGGAAAGUGCAGAAGGACAUCAAGAUCACGAACAAAGGCUCAGUUCAGAAUCUGCCGAAGGAAAGUGCAGAGUUCUGCAAGUCCGCCCGGGAGUACUGUGAGCAGAUCUGCCGUGGCGAUGCAGUGGCCCCUGCGGCCGCUGCGGCCAUGCGGCCGACGCCAGCCUUGUCGGCACCAGGCGGCCAUCCCUACCUGAAUGGCAUGCGCUAUCGAGGUGGUGGCUAUGCCAUUCUGCGGGCUCUCUGGGAUGGCGAGAAGUCCCUAACCUACGCGGGGUUCCUGACCAAGGCGCAGAUUUGCGAGAGAGGGCAGCAAUACUGCGACGUGCCGAUGAAGGACUCCUACUGGGAGGAUCGAGAGCACGGACAUGGAUGGGAGUCGAACAAGUCUCUCUUGAACUACAAGCUCAUCUCCAGGCAGAAGGCGAAGCGAAGUCCCGCUAAUGGCUUCAAAGGCCCAAAAGACCAGAUCGCGCUCACCGACGAGGGGCGAAAGUUCGUACCUCUGAUGCUCGCCAAGUUCAACGACGAGGAUGACGGUCGACCCCCUCCUGAGGCGCCGGCUUUCGGUUCGAGACCCAGAGGCCCGCCGAACAAACUGUCACAGAAGGACGAGACGGAGUUGAGGUACUGGGUCGCUGGGGCACCUGCUGGCUCCGAGAAGUCCUUCCAAGUCAGCAAGGAGCGGCGAAAGCGGCUGCAUGACUUGCUGGAGCAAUGGAACAUGUCUGGGGAAUAUGGGCCUUUGCGCCACAGCUCGCAUGGAGACGGCCGGCACCGCGUCCUCGUCGUCACCAAAGUUGGGCCUUCGGAUGCCAAGGUGUUCUCAUCGGAACCCACCCCAGGCUCCAUGGAAAGCCUCGGGAUUCCGGGUCUCCCGGCAGCGAUGGGCUUUCUGUCCCAGCCCGCCUUUCCAGGGCCGGUUGAAGCGGAGCCUUCGGAGCCUCUGGGACCGGGCCGGCGGCUGGGUGGCAAACGCCCACUGGAGGGAGGCGCCAAAGAGGCAGCAGCUGCGGCAGCGGAAAGGCGCCUUUCCGUCGUGCGGCCAGAGCUGGCGCGGAAGAGGGCGAAGCCGAACCCCGUCGUCCCGAAGACCUCGGCUGCUCCGUCAAUCGCCGGAAACAGCUCUGUGGCAGAGGUGAGUUCUUCCAGCUCAAGCUCGUCCUCGUCCUCGAGUGACUCGAGUGACAGCGAGGAUGAGGAGCUGAAGGCAGCCAAGCGGGCGUCCCUUGAGGAGAUGCAGGCGAAGGCCACGGACGAGGCGUCUGUGGCUUCGCCCGGCCGCUUUGCGCGGCGACUCUCCGCCGUUCCGGCAAGGGGCCCGGUGGAUCUUGACAUCUCGGACGACUCUCAGGGUCCUGGACAAGCAGAGGCGACGGAGGAAAUCUCCCUGGUGGUGGAUCUCCGCGAACGGCAGCGCAAUGGGGCGCCGCGAGAAAUCUUUGAGGAGCUCCAAUGUCAGCUGGAGGGCUCGGCGGAAGUCCUCUUUGAAACCCUGAAGCUCGGCGAUUACCUCUGGCGGAAGGGUGAGACAGCAUUUGGAGCCUGUGUGGAGCGGAAGACGGUGCGAGACCUGGUGUCAAGGUCGGCAAAGGGAGACCACCUGCGCCAAAUCAGGCGUCUGGGUGCCACCGGCCUGCCAGGAAUGCUCCUUCUCGAGGGCGCUCUGUCUCUGGCCGAUUCCAAGGCCAUUCCAUAUGGAGCCGAUGCUUUCUCUCGUGGCUCCACGGAUCCUGCGUUGCGAGACCAGGAGGAUGUUCUCGAACUGCUGGCCUGGACAGUGCUGUACUCUCCGUGCGACGUGCUCCUGUCCAGUGAUCCCGUGGACACCGUUGCUUGGCUGAGUGCCUGGACCCUGGUCCUCCGCGACUCUGCGUGGGCCAAGGAGUUGUCUACACCCCUGUCCAGAUGGAGAAGUGCGGCUGACACCAGCGAUGCCGAGCACAGCACGCUUUUAGAGGUUGGACGGCUUGCUGGCUUCAACAGUCGGGAAAUGGAUGCCAUCGGAUGCCGGUUCCCAUCCGUCGGAAGCCUGCAAAAGGCUUACGAAGCCUGCCGCGACACGCGUCGUCGCAGCUUGCUGCUUGCGCGGCUGCUCUGUCACGCACAAGGCGAUGGAGAGACCGACGAAGCGCGAGCCGUGCAACUCUCUAGCGAAGUGUUUGCAGCAGCUGGGGGUACAAGCCAGGAGCCUGGAAAGUUAAAGCUGCCUACGGUGCAGCUGGUGCGCUGCGCCACCCUGAACCUUGCCACGGAGAUACGUGCAGCAAGGCUUUCCGAUGCGGAAGCGCGCGGUGGAGCAGAGAGGGCACAGAUACAACUUCGCGGCACGGGCGAGUUUUCAGAUUGGCGUUCCGCACCUUGCCACAUACACCUGUUGGAGGGGACGUUCUUCCUCAGCUUCCUUCAGCGCAGCUUCGCUGCGGGGCUGGGUCCUGCAGCAGUCGCAGAGAGGGCUGCUGCGGCCCUGGUGCGAACGCUGGUGCUUUGCGACAAGGACCGACACGUGAUCCUGGUCUACGGCCUCAGGGUGGCAGCCAACCGCGCAGUCAGCCAAUCGGCAGGCUCAUCGCUGGCGGCUCCUGCAAAGAAAAUCCAGCAACUGUUCCCUGCUGUGGCGGCCGUGCUCAUCCUAAAACACAAGGUGAACACUCUGUCCUGGUCCACCAGAAAGGCCGCCCUUGAGUUCUUGGAAGCCCUGUGCGAGCAAUUCGCACGGGGCGAGAUGCUGCAAGGAUGA